Salvelinus fontinalis (brook trout) is the source of this 1161-nucleotide messenger RNA. RefSeq names its product ORM1-like protein 2. The transcript has 4 exons. Bases 48 to 509 code for a protein of 153 amino acids. NCBI's taxonomy places the organism in Eukaryota, Metazoa, Chordata, Actinopteri, Salmoniformes, Salmonidae. Gene Ontology annotation, cellular component: endoplasmic reticulum membrane. Gene Ontology annotation, biological process: negative regulation of ceramide biosynthetic process; intracellular sphingolipid homeostasis; ceramide metabolic process. The record is from RefSeq and is a predicted model, not a curated record.
AGGGGCGGGGUUGAACAUGUUUAGGGAUUUCCUGGUUACAACACAAGAUGAAUGUGGGCGUGGCUCACAGUGAGGUAAACCCCAACACGCGGGUGAUGAACAGCAGAGGGAUCUGGUUGGCCUACCUGUUGUUGGUCACCGUGCUGCACAUCGUCCUGUUGAGCAUCCCUGUCCUCACGGUGCCUCUUGUCUGGACCCUCACAAAUGUCAUCCAUAAUCUGGUGAUGUACUUAUUUCUGCACACGGUAAAGGGCACUCCUUUUGAGACACCAGACCAGGGCAAAGCUCGCCUACUCACACACUGGGAACAGAUGGACUACGGCAUUCAGUUUACAUCCUCACGCAAAUUCCUCACCAUCUCACCCAUUGUGCUGUAUAUUCUUGCCAGUUUCUACACCAAGUACGAUGCCACACAUUUCCUGGUCAAUACAGGCUCUCUACUCAGCGUCCUCCUUCCAAAGCUGCCCCUGUUCCAUGGAGUACGAAUAUUUGGGAUCAAUAGGUACUGACUAACACAGGUGGAUAAUAUCAGAUUUAUAUUCUAUUUAUGUGUACUUGUAAGGUCCAGAGGUGGGAGUGAAUAAGACAUGUUUGGUAACUUCAUGAGCUGUUUGAAGGGCAUUGUUGUUUUUAUUGCACAGUUCAUUUUCGCUCUGUGACUAAAAACAAAGAGCCAAAAUGCACUGAACGCCAAGCUAUAUGAUUAAGAGUUACUGAGUGCCUCUGCUUUAGUUUCAUUUAAUUUAUUUUCGUUAUUUGACAUUCCUGAUGUAUGUGUGCAAUGUGCUUGUAUCCUCAAACCAUUACUUUCUCUUUUGUCAGAUGACAUGUAUUUGACGUUGUUUUCUAGAAAGAGCUAUAUUGUGAACGUCAUCACCUUCAAACCUGAGUCUUUAUAGGAUUACUUGUAUAUGUCCACACAUUGGAAUGUGUGAUUGCAUAGUGUAGGAUAGUGGCAUCCAUAUAAAUAUAAUGUUGGAUGCCAUACAAAUUGAAUGUUGGUAGUCUUUGCAGUGCCUUAAAUGUUUCACUUGGCUGAUACAUUUUUUCCAUUUAGUUUGGUAACAAUCAAUCCAUGUGACAACUCUUAUUGGAGAUCAAUUUCCAUGUGAGCAUUCUCAAUAAAUUAUAGUGUCUAAUAAUAAACUUGCAAUAUCAGGA